AGGAGAGGGAAGUGGGAGGGAGCCGGGAGAGAGUCUGGUCCGGGAACUUGGCCCUUCGGAGGGUACCGGUGGAGAAGGCCGUGCUGGUGGUGAGGAGGGAAGGCUCCAGGAGCCAGAGCGGGCGCAGGAGCUGCGGGCCUGAAAACACUCUUUUUAGAGCAUCUCCUGGUGCCCUCAGAAAUGUCUUCCUUAAGUGGCAAAGUCCAAACUGUUUUGGGCCUAGUGGAGCCAAGCAAACUGGGCCGCACCCUGACCCACGAACAUUUGACAAUGACCUUUGAUUUCUGUUACUGUCCACCUCCUCCAUCUCACGAAGCUACCUCUAAGGAACCUAUUAUGAUGAAAAAUUUGUUUUGGAUUCAGAAAAACCCUUAUUCCCAUAAAGAGAAUCUUCAGCUGAAUCAGGAAACGGAAGCAAUCAAAGAAGAAUUGUUGUAUUUUAAAGCUAAAGGUGGGGGUGCUUUAGUGGAGAACACGACCACCGGGAUCAGCCGUGAUGUGCAGACUUUGAAGUGGCUGGCAGAAGAGACUGGCAUCCAUAUCAUAUCAGGAGCCGGGUUUUAUGUGGAUGCAACUCACUCUUCAGAGACCAAAGCCAUGUCAGUGGAACAGCUCACUGAUGUCCUCGUUAACGAAAUUCUCCACGGGGCUGAUGGAACCAGCAUCAAGUGCGGCGUUAUUGGGGAAAUCGGUUGCUCCUGGCCUCUGACUGAGAGUGAAAGAAAGGUUCUCCAGGCGACAGCCCAAGCCCAGGCUCAGCUUGGCUGUCCUGUUAUCAUUCAUCCUGGAAGGAAUCCAAGUGCACCCUUUCAAAUUACCCGAAUAUUGCAAGAAGCAGGUAUAGACAUCUCCAAAACAGUUAUGUCCCACCUUGAUAGGACUAUACUUGAUAAGAAGGAACUACUGGAGUUUGCUCAACUUGGCUGUUACUUGGAAUAUGAUCUCUUUGGUACUGAACUCCUUCAUUACCAAUUCAACCCAGAUAUUGACAUGCCUGAUGAUAAUAAAAGAAUUAGAAGGGUGCGUCUUCUGGUGGAUGAGGGCUAUGGAGAUCGAAUUCUGAUGGCACAUGACAUACACACAAAGCAUCGGCUGAUGAAAUAUGGAGGUCACGGCUAUUCUCACAUACUCACCAACGUUGUUCCUAAAAUGUUGCUUAGAGGUAUAGCUGAGAAUGCACUUGAUAAGAUACUGAUAGACAACCCUCAGCGAUGGCUGACUUUCAAAUAGGAUGGUUAUAAAUUCACACCUUGAAAAUAAAGCUUACAGAGAACACUCAGUGAUUUCAAACCUGCUGUGAGAUAUUAAUUAAUCAGAGCUACAUAGGAGUAGUGAUGGGUCAUUUCCUUUUUAUAAGAGUUAGAAGCACUUUGCCUUCCCAGAGACUGGCUCUCACACCUGCACCUUCAGGGAACUGCUGUACCUCACGGAGCCCUACCGCUUGGCUUUAGCAAAAUAAACACAGAACUACCAACUUCCAAACAAUGACUUACAGUUUGAAUCCCUUUAGUGAAGUUUUGUUUUGUUUUCUCAAUUUAUCAGCUGCCCUACUUGAAAAUUUAAAUGUUUUUAGUUAAAUCAGCCCCUUUUGGAGCAGUCCAAUGUUUCUCAUAAUAUUGGUGAUCCAACUAAUUAUCCUGCUGUUCUUUAAUUAAUGCUUAAUGAAUGAUAUGGCACUUUAAAAUAGCUUCUUCAGCAAGGGAAGUUGAAUUCUGAGAUUUUUUUCAAUAGAUACCAUAAGACAAUUACCAAUUUACAAUGGAAAAAAAUAGUGCGGAAGGUUAAUUAUGAGCUGUCCACCUAUUUAUAUAUACUUAUAAUAAAUCAAUUUGUGUUGCCUGUGGCUUUCUGAAAUAAAGUUUUGCUAUACA
Molecule: messenger RNA, 1871 nt
Organism: Phyllostomus hastatus (greater spear-nosed bat)
Lineage: Eukaryota; Metazoa; Chordata; Mammalia; Chiroptera; Phyllostomidae
Gene: PTER
Product: phosphotriesterase related
Exons: 5
Coding region: 181-1230 (349 amino acids)
Biological process (GO): catabolic process
Molecular function (GO): zinc ion binding; hydrolase activity, acting on ester bonds
Source: RefSeq, a predicted model, not a curated record